AUGACAGAUGAUUAUGACACAAUACUCCUGACGUUAACGACAAUGAUGGGUAGAGUGGCAUAUGACAUAGGGAAUAGACCGUGGGAGUUCUGUGAUUAUGUUUCCUGGCGCCCUAAGAUUCCAGCGCCUCGCCUUCGGAGGGACGCGAACACCUUGAGACGCCUUCCUUCGCCUGAGCCGCGGAGGAGGAGGCAGUCUGGGGCCAAAAGGAGAGCGGAGAGGACGCUGUUUCCCGACGCGCUCGAUUCCAAAGGGAUGAUGUUUGUUAUCAAGGACAGCACAUUUAGGAUCUUAAGGCAGGUCGCUUUUGCCCUGAUAGUCGCCGCGUCUCGUCUUGAAGUGGGCCUAGUGAUCGGAUGGUCUGCAGUGUUGCCAAAGCUCAGGGCGGACAAUGCGACGAGUUUUACGGUCACCGAUCAGGAUGUUACUUGGCUUGUCUCCCUGCCCGGCAUCUCCGGCGUGGCCAUGACCCUGGCCAUCGGUCCUCUCAUCGAGUUCACGGGCCCGACGCGUCUCCUGCGGGCACUGCUGUUCCUCGCGGGGGUCCUGUGGCUCCUGCAGGCUUUCACGCCCUACCUGUCGCUGCUGUACCUCGGCCGCCUCGGCUCCUGCCUCGCCUUCAACGUGGUGGGGCCCUUGGCUCCGGCCCUCAUCUCGGAGCUGGUCGAGCCCUCCGUCAGGGGCUCCCUCGUCGCCGUCGUGGAGGCCGUGGUGGCCCUCGGGCAGCUCGCCGUCUACUGCCUGGCCGACGCCCUGCCCUGGCGCCUCACCACGGCCGUCUGCGGCGCGCCCUUCUUCGUCGUCUUCGUCCUCGCCUUCUGGGUGCCUGAGUCCCCCUACUGGCUCCUCCGCCAAGACCGGCCCGAAGACGCGGCGAAGGCCCUGUCCCGCCUUCGGGGCUCCGUCAAGGACACAAGCGUGGAGCUCGACGAAAUCGCCGUCGGGGUCAAGGAGCGCCCUCAGUCUACGCUCAAGGAUCAGGUGAAACAGCUGACCGUCCCCCAGAACUUCCGGCCCGUGCUGUUCCUGGCGUCCGUGUUCGUCCUGCGGGAGCUCGGCGGCCAGUACGUCGUCUUCUCCUACACGGUGUACCUGUUCCGUGAGGCGGGCGUGUCCAUGGACGCCUACACGUGCACCAUCCUCGUGGGCGCCGUCCGCCUCGCCUGCACCGUGCUGGGGUCCCUCCUGCUGGACCGGGUGGGGCGCCGGCCAAUGCUCCUCGCGACGGGCGUGGUCUGCGGGCUGGCCGAGCUGGUGGGCGGGGCCUUCCUGCUGGGCCAGUUCCCGGGGGCGUCCUGGGUUCCCCUGGCGGCCGUGCUGGUGUUCGUGUCGUCCUACGGCCUCGGGAUGAGUCCCAUCCCCUGGGUGCUUCUGGGCGAGCUCCUGCCGCCGGCCGUGCGUUCCGUCGGCACCUCCAUCUGCGUCUUCAACUUCGCCCUCUCCAUCUUCGUCGUGAGCUACACCUUCCCGCCGCUGGUCGAGCACGCCGGCGUCGGCACGGCGCUCAUCGCCUUCGCCGGCUUCCACGCCGUCCUCAGCGUCGUCACGUGGGCCUUCCUGCCGGAGACGCGAGGGAAGUCGCUCAGCGACCUCAAAGACGCCUUCACGUCCGCGCCCAAGGAGGCCGACGACGCCGCGGCCGGGGAGGGCAAGGGAACCGAAAAUACCAAGGAUACGAAUGUAUAAAUCAUAUUAACACUUAUUACCUCUCUGUCGAUCUGUCUAUCCGUCCAUCUAUUCAUCUCAGUGUGUGUGUUUGUGUGCGUUCAUGUGUGUAUCUAUAUACAUACAAAGAGAGAGGCGUGUGUGCGUGUUUCACCCCAUCCACCGCAGGACACAAACAGCUCCGUUUCCCCAACAGGUAUUUCUCGGGGCUGCCUGAUUCCGUCCCAUUCUGCAGAAUUACUUUCCUCUAAUCUGACCCUUCUGAGCAACUAAUGCAACUCAAUAGUUUGUGUCAAACCCACUUCCGUCCCUUCUCUUUAACUGUGAUGGAUUUACAACUAGUUUCAUCUCGUAACUUUAUGAUAAAUAUCUCUAUAUCAUUCUUUCAUAUUCAGGUUUUCUGGCACUUAGACGCUGGACUUACUUCGCCUAAGUUCCAUUGAAUCAUUUUACUCUAACUUAGCUUACCUGCUCUUUUAACAUAACCUAACGUAAAUUAUCCUUUUCUAGCCUAGUCUAGCCUAAUCCCUCGCAUCGGAAUUAACUAUCCUACCCUAUCCUGGCGUAGUUUUACCUAACCUCAACAACUUAACCUAACUUACCCUACCCUAUCUUACCUUAGUCUAACUCAUCCUAUCCUAACCGAACUUAAUCUGACCUAACUUAUCUUAGCAUAAUCCAACCAAACCGAAAUGAUCCUAACUUAACCUACCCUAAUAGCCUAACUUAAAAAAAGAUUAUUCCACUAUAAUCUAUAAUCUAUAACUCCCAAUUUCUCGUAUGUCUUUCAUUAAUUUAUCUAAAUCUGUACAUGGAUUAACCUCUCUACUAUAGGAAUUAUUCUGUUUUCAAAGGACAGUUCAUAUCUCCCGUUUAUUUCUUUACAAAUUAUAUUACAUUACAUAAUUUACUGACGUUGUACCUGUAAAGUAUUAAUACACACUUAUAAUUAUUAUUACAAAUUAUAAGGCUUAAUUUGCAUACUGUUUGAAUGCAUCUUGUUUACUGAGAUAGAUCUGUGAUGUUUAUUUUUAAUUAUUCCUUUUUAUCAUAUUUCUUCAUUUCUUUUUCUCUCUUUCUAUAAUAAUUUCUGGUAUUAAUAUUGAUAAUGAUGAUAAUCGGUUAAUAAUGAUAAUAAUUUAUAUGAUAAUAAUGAAAUAAUUAUUUGUUCCCUUAUUCGGUUGAACGAAAAGGAUGAAGUAGGAAUGAGAAUAAGAAGAGAAGGAGAAACGAGGAUAAAUAGAUAAAUAAGAUAAAAAAGAUAAAUAACUGAAUAAAUAUUUAGAUAAGAAAAUGGAUAAAUAAAGGAAUAUAUAGACGUAGAUUAAAAGGUAAAUAGGUACAAAGGAGAAAAACAAAAAAACAAGAAAAUGAAAUAGAAAAUAAGUUAGGAAAAAAUUAGGAAAAAUAUCAUGUAUACGUAUUUAUGUGAAUAUUAUCAUCAUUCUUGUUAUUAUAAUCAUUUAUAAAAGAUGUUUAAAAAAUGUGUUGUUAUUCAUUUAACCGGCCUUAAAAUUCCCUAAUGUUUCAUUACUAUUUGAAUAUGAGAGGAUGCUAGUA
Messenger RNA from Penaeus chinensis, 3225 nucleotides. Its product is annotated as facilitated trehalose transporter Tret1-like. The record is from RefSeq and is a predicted model, not a curated record. NCBI's taxonomy places the organism in Eukaryota, Metazoa, Arthropoda, Malacostraca, Decapoda, Penaeidae. The transcript has 7 exons. Gene Ontology annotation, molecular function: transmembrane transporter activity. Gene Ontology annotation, biological process: transmembrane transport. Gene Ontology annotation, cellular component: membrane. The coding region runs from base 1 to 1686 and encodes 561 amino acids.